UCCCUCAUCCGGGCAUCGCAGUUGUUGGUAUCGGGUUUAGUGUAGUGACUGGGCAGGCUGAGGGGAGAAGUCGGCCGUGUUUGUUAUCUUUCUUUGUUCGGUCUGUUUAAUACCGGAUUCAUCACCACUAGAGCUGUGUUUAACAAAACAGGAGCCGGGGAUAACGCUGGAGGGAGUCGCCGCUUAUCGUGAAUGGAUCAAAUAAUUUCCAGAGGAAUCGUUUUCGUUGCUACGCCGCAUGGAAUCCGGGGGAGAGAUUUGACCCUCAUAACGUUAUCGCGCAGAGACAAACUCCAUUUUCCUCCAAAUCAAAUGACUUCCGUCUAACAACGAGGACUUUUUUCCAAAUACACUCCAAGUUGCAACCUGCUGGACGACGUGCGGUGUGACGUCAUCAUGACCGUCUUCAGCUCCCAGGUGCUGUUCGCAUUCACAAGAUCCAGGGGAUCGUAUUUUCUCUCCAAGCGGCAUGGCUGUCCUCUCUCCUUCUGUAUCCGUUAUCACAUCUCCACGUUGGAGCUCUCGUCCCACAGUGCUCCCAAACCGCUCUACCUUCACGUCUCCCACACUCCCACCCCACACACCUUCCACAUCCGCUCUCGGACUCUUCACUCCUCCUGCGCUUGGCUCCAGGAAGUAAAGAACACUCCCUCCGAAGGCGAGCAGGUGAAGGUGGAUGUUGUUCCCGAGCCCAACAAAGCCUUGGCUCGUAAAUCUGUGGGUCAGAGAGUGCUGGACGAGCUUAAACAUUACUAUCAUGGCUUCCGGCUGCUGGGAAUCGAUACGAACAUUGCCGGCCGCAUGGUGUGGAGGCUUCUGCACGGACAACAGCUCACCCGCAGGGAGAGGAGGCGGUUGAUGAGGACGUGUGCAGACUUGUUCCGUCUCGUCCCCUUCGUGGUGUUCAUCAUUGUCCCCUUCAUGGAGUUCCUGCUUCCUGUCUUCCUGAAGCUUUUCCCUGAAAUGCUUCCUUCUACUUUUGAAACAGAAUCCAAAAAGGAGGAAAAGCAGAAGAAGGGACUCGCGGCCAAACUGGAGCUGGCAAAGUUUCUUCAGGAGACGAUUGCUGAGAUGGCUCAAAGAAACAAAGCGGCCGUGGGAGGAGACGAGACGCAGAAGUUCUCCACUUACGUACAGCAGGUGAGACACACGGGCGAGCAUCCCAGCACAAAGGACAUCGUGAAGUUCUCCAAGCUCUUUGAAGAUGAACUAACGCUGGAACAUCUGGAGCGGCCCCAGCUUGUGGCUCUGUGUAAGCUGCUGGAGCUACAGCCCAUUGGCACCAACAACCUGCUGCGCUUUCAGCUCAUGAUGCAGCUGCGCAACAUCAAAACCGACGAUGAGAUGAUCUCAAAGGAAGGAGUCUCGGUGAUGACCGUCACAGAACUUCAGGCUGCGUGUAGGAGUCGAGGGAUGAGAUCUCUCGGUCUCACCACAGAUCAGUUACGAGAACAACUGCAACAGUGGCUGGAUCUGCAUUUGAAAGAAAACGUUCCGCCAUCUUUGCUGCUGCUUUCCAGAGCCAUGUACCUGACGGACCUUAAACCUAAACCUCCCAUUAUUCCUCCCGUGCCCAAACUGGAGAAACCUCCUAUUGAGACUGAAGCCACAGCAAAGUCAAUUUCCUCUUCUGUGGAGAUGCUGAUUGACUCUGCCCCCAUCAUCAAGGACAGCAAGGAGGAGGAACUGUCGGAGAAACAGAGUGAUUUGGAAAUGCCGUCUCCUGAGGCUCAGUUAAUCCAUGCUAAAGGUGCAGAAAUGGCACAGAAAUCCAAGAUGAGUGCAAAUGGACUUUGACGAGCUUCUCCUGGAAAUUUCUCAUCUUCCUCAUGUGCAGCACAUGACAUGAGGGGGCGCACACACACACACACACACACACACACUCCUGAUCUUGGCGAUGGACUCGGAUGAGCCUGUGCCCUCGUCCAGCACGUCGUGGCCUAUUAUUUCUUUUUUUCCCAUUUAUAAGAGAAAGAAAGAAGAGAACUUGAUUUGAGGAGAGAGUCGUACAAAUGUGCCUACGAACUCAGAGCUACAGAAUAAAUUCUUAUGGUGUACAGUGAAUGAUACUGAAGACACGCUUCUAUCUCGGAGACGUGGCCGGGCCACGUUUAACCUGCACGCCUGAGAAUCAAUCAUGCUCUUUAUUUUUAUUUUGCGAACCCAAAUGUCAAGUCGACUCAUUUAUUUUGAACUCUCAGGCAUCACAGGAUGAAAUAAACUUUCAGUAGAGCUCUCGACUUUUCAGACCUGUAUGUUUCGUAAAUUAGCGCACCCACAAAAGCUGAUUUUUUUUGUAACGGAAAAAACAUCGGCUGCCCUUUUUACUGUGUAAAGAUCAGUGUUUGUACAUAAAUUUAAUAUGGAUGUAAAAUAAAUUGUAGAGAUUGUUUAAAGCAGUAAUCAGGAGUCUUGUGAGACGGAAAAUAGCAAGAACUUUGUUUGUUUGGGGAUUUCAAAAGCUUUAUAUAUUUGAUGCAUUGCUCAGUUCAGCUGUGAGAUCGGUGAUAUUGGUGAUAUCUAACGCCGCUGUGGAUUUAAUUUUUGCUCUCAAAUAAAGGAAAAUAUUUCUAAACUUACACCACAAUAAAACCGCAGCAAUUUGGA
Messenger RNA from Silurus meridionalis, 2607 nucleotides. RefSeq names its product leucine zipper-EF-hand containing transmembrane protein 2 (gene letm2). Gene Ontology annotation, cellular component: mitochondrial inner membrane. The record is from RefSeq and is a predicted model, not a curated record. Gene Ontology annotation, biological process: intracellular monoatomic cation homeostasis. Gene Ontology annotation, molecular function: ribosome binding. NCBI's taxonomy places the organism in Eukaryota, Metazoa, Chordata, Actinopteri, Siluriformes, Siluridae.